UAAAAUGCAAUCAUCAUAUUCUCUCAAAUCCUAACCAUUAUCAAGGAAAAAACGAAACACAAUGGUUGAGAUGUCUUCGUUGAAAUCAGAACAACAAGUACUCCAACAUUCCACCCAUGUCCACCCGUUAACCAAGAUUGAUGACUUUGGCGGGUUCAUAUGCAAUGGCUGCAACACUUACGGCUUUGGGAAGACCUAUCGUUGCGCCUCUUGCAACUUCGAUCUUCACGAGCUCUGUGCCACUUGCCCCCCUACCCUCAAGUGCUUUAUGCAUCCAGAGCACGAGCUCAAGUUAGUCUUUAAAGAACCAUUAAAGACGGACCAGAACAGACGUAGGUGCAACAUCUGCCUUGAAUUAGCCGAGGGGCUCUAUUACCAAUGCGAGGCUUGCGGCUUCGACAUGCAUCCACUUUGCUCACAGCUGCCUGAGAAAGUGAGCCAUGUGCCUCACCCGGCUCAUAACUUGGAGCUGAGUGAUCAUGGAGCAAGCAACAUCUGCAUGGUCUGCCACGGUGAGAUCCAGUCUUGGCGGUACAAGUGUGGUCCAUGCCGGUUAGAUGUUCACAUGGAGUGCGUUAAUUCAUCUGCAUCAGCACCGAAGGGAACUCAGCAAAAGAGUUUGGCGCCACAACCGCUCCCUCAGCAACAGGGUUUGGGGCCGCAACCGCUCCCUCAGCCAUAUCAGUACCAUCAACCGCAACCGCAACCGCAACCAUAUUUCCACCCUUCUCAGUAUCAGCAACCACCACCACAAACUUAUUUUCACCCUUCUCAGUAUCAGCAGCCGCCGCCACAAACUUAUUUUCACCCUUGUCAGUAUCAGCAACCACCACCACAAACUUGUUUUCAUCCUUAUCAGCAACCACAACCGUAUUUUCAGCCUUCUCAGUAUCAUCAACCUUGUCACAAUCAAGGUCAGCAACAGGGUCAACAGCCUGGUCGGAGUACAGGAAAGAAAAUGUUCGGCAUUCUCAUGGCUUUAACGGUUGGGUUUGUCUCCCCUGACAUGUCUGAUACAGUUUACGAAGUUAUUACUGGCUCGUUUUGAAAUGGCUCAUGCGAGAUUAUGUUCUAUAUCUCUCUAUCGUUUAUGUUACAUUUUGAUUCUUUCUUUGCAAUAAGUUUACAAAAUGUACUUGAUUCCAUCUUAAAUGGAUUCGGAAUCGGAAUCCAAUAUAACUGUCUUUUCUUUUA
This is a messenger RNA of Raphanus sativus (radish), 1194 nucleotides long. RefSeq lists its product as uncharacterized. Lineage: Eukaryota; Viridiplantae; Streptophyta; Magnoliopsida; Brassicales; Brassicaceae. The transcript has a single exon. The coding region runs from base 62 to 1048 and encodes 328 amino acids. The record is from RefSeq and is a predicted model, not a curated record.